Messenger RNA from Olea europaea var. sylvestris, 2397 nucleotides. RefSeq names its product cellulose synthase-like protein G3. Lineage: Eukaryota; Viridiplantae; Streptophyta; Magnoliopsida; Lamiales; Oleaceae. The coding region runs from base 109 to 2337 and encodes 742 amino acids. Gene Ontology annotation, biological process: cellulose biosynthetic process; plant-type primary cell wall biogenesis. Gene Ontology annotation, molecular function: mannan synthase activity; cellulose synthase (UDP-forming) activity. Gene Ontology annotation, cellular component: trans-Golgi network; plasma membrane. The record is from RefSeq and is a predicted model, not a curated record. The transcript has 6 exons.
CUUGACUUUUGACAAUGAAGUUGAGAACAUACUUAACAAAGUUUGAUUUGUCUUAAACUGAUUCGUUAAUUAUUUAAAUGCAAAUGUCAGUACUUACUAAUAGUAGAGAUGGAGCAGGGCUGCCGGAAAAUGGGAACUUCAACACGCAAGUUCCCCCUACACUCCUCCAAGCGGCUGCGCCGCCGUUUUCUUAACCGGGCAUUUGCCGUUGUUUACUUUUUUGCCAUCGUGGCUCUCCUCUACCACCACGCAGAAAGUCUCCUCUACUCCCCCACCUAUGGUGCUUUCUUCAUAUCCACGUCGUUGCUAUUAUCUGAUAUUAUACUGGGCUUUAUGUGGCUGAAUUCCCAGGCCUUUCGUAUGAAUCCAAUUAUUGAAAAUAUCUUCCCUGAAAACAUCGAAAAAGUUUGUGAUCGGAAAAAUUUUCCAGCCUUGGACAUAUUUAUAUGCACGGCGGAUCCUUAUAAAGAGCCGCCCAUGACGGUGGCAAACACGGCUCUAUCGGUGAUGGCAUAUGAUUAUCCGGCAGAAAAGUUGUCGGCUUAUGUAUCGGAUGAUGGAGGAUCCGAGUUCACUCUCUUCGCUUUGAUGGAGGCUGCUAAAUUUGGAAACUAUUGGCUACCUUUCUGUCGGGAGAAUAAGGUUAUGAACCGGUGCCCCGAAGCUUAUUUCAGAUCGAAUUCUUGUUCAAACUCUGAAAUUAAGAUUACACUGCAGACGAUGUAUGAGAGUAUGAAAAGGAGAGUAGAAAGUGUAGUCGAGAAAGGGAAAAUUAUUGACGAGUACAAAACCAGUGAGGAAGAAGCUGAAGCUUUUGGCAAAUGGAACCAGGGAUUUACUCGUCAGGAUCAUCCCACUGUAAUCCAGGUAGUGUCACAAGCUGGGAAUGACACGGAUAUUAGAGGCCAUUCUAUACCAAAUCUCGUCUAUGUGUCUAGAGAGAAAUGCAGGACGUCCGAGCACCAUUAUAAGGGAGGAGCCCUGAAUGCACUGCUUCGAGUUUCGGCAGUCAUGACAAAUGCACCAAUAAUUCUGACCCUAGAUUGUGACAUGAUAUCCAAUGAUCCAUCAACGCCUCAUCAAAUGCUGUGUCACUUCUUGGACAGUUCUCCGAAAUUUGGUUUCGUUCAGUUCCCUCAACGUUUCAAUGGGCUUAACAAGGCCGAUAUCUAUGCGUCCGAGUUUAGGCGUAUGUUUUAUAUAAACCCAGUGGGCAUGAAUGGUUUAUCGGGCCCGGAUUACUUUGGGACUGGUACAUUUUUUCGUCGACGCAUUUUCUAUGGUGCUCCAUCAUCAUUUAUCGAACCAGAAAUUGUGGAAUUGAACCCAGAUAACUUUGUUGAGAGGAGUAUAAAAAAUCAGUCAAUUUUAGAGCUAGCUCACCAUGUAGCAGGUUGCAAUUAUGAGAACCAGACCAAUUGGGGUUCCAAGAUUGGGUUUAGAUAUGGCUCGUUAGUCGAGGACUAUUAUACCGGUUAUCGGCUUCAUUGCGAGGGAUGGAAGUCAGUAUAUUGUAAUCCGGAAAGAGCAUCUUUUUUGUGCGAAAUGCCAAUAUCCCUUAAUGAUUCGCUGAACCAGACCAAGAGAUGGGCCUUAGGCCUCCUGGAGGUGUCUUUGUCCAAGCAUAGUCCUUUAGUCUUUGGUGUUCGGUUUCUUGGACCUUUAAAGGCUCAUUGUUAUGCAUACUAUGCCUUUGGCCCCCUUUUGUCAUUCCCUGUCGCAGUGUAUGCCUGCGUGCCUCAAAUAGCUCUGCUCAACGACUUCUUUGUCUUCCCAAAGGUAUGGGAUCCCUGGUUUUUCUUGUACAUAUUCCUAUUUCUUGGGGCCUAUGUACAAGAUUGCCUGGAGUUUGUUUUAGCCCGAGGGACAAUCCUACGGUGGUGGAGUGAUCAAAGAAUGUGGCUCAUAAGGUCACUUUCAUCUGAUUUAUUUGGAUCGUUAGAGUACAUUACCCAUCAUUUGGGAAUUGCCACAAGAGGCUUUGAAGUAACUAGCAAAGUAGUUGACAACGAACAAAACAAAAGGUAUUAUGAAGGGAAAUUUGAAUUUGGGGUUCCCUCACCCAUUUUCGUGCCAUUUUCGACUGGUGCAGUUUUGAAUUUAGCGGCGUUGAUUAUGGGAUUUCUGAAAAUCCUAAGGGGAGAAAAUUUGGACUGCUUGAUUUUUCAGAUGCUUAUUGCAAGUUUUGGCGUAGUGAAUUGCUGGCCAAUUUAUGAAGCCAUGGUUUUAAGAAGUGAUAAUGGAAGAAUGCCUAUCAAGAUUACUUUCAUUUCAGUUUCCUUUGCAUGGGUUGUGUAUGCAGCAGUUUCUUUUAUACUAAAGCUGCAAAAGAUAUAGAAUUGGAUUUUCGUAGUUGAACAAAUGAAUAAAUCUCAUAGCUUUCCAUCUUUGUUUAAA